This is a messenger RNA of Marchantia polymorpha subsp. ruderalis, 3149 nucleotides long. The record is from the annotation of a GenBank genome assembly. Lineage: Eukaryota; Viridiplantae; Streptophyta; Marchantiopsida; Marchantiales; Marchantiaceae.
ACCGUUAUACGCUGUUCAGAUACAAGGAGAGCAUGAUUCCAGAGUGCAGAAGCCGCAGGUUAUGGUUUUGGACAAGCGAUAUGAUUGCAUAUGAAGGGAAGUGAGGUUUGAAGACUGAUCAUCUGAUCUGAUUGCCGAUGGAUUCCGUUCACUACCUAAUGGCGCUCUACAUACGAAAUGAAUACUUUUCAUACGAAAGUUUCUGCUCUGCCCAAGCUCAACCUCCACUUUCCGCCUCAUUGGCGUGUUCAACGACCAUAUGACGAACUCCCUGUUUGGAUAUAAAACUCUCAACGUGUCAUCAGUAGAUUGGAAACAGUGACGACUGUCCCGUUCCAUCCUCUCUCUCUCCUGCUCCCUAAGAUAGAUCUCCUUUUAUCCACUGUCAUGCUCGAAGCUACUAGACCUCUUUUCAUGCAAACCCAUCAGUAUAAAGGCCGCGCCGGGGCCUUCAAUCUUUAUGCCAUUACUAUCUUGUGUGUUAUUCUCUCUCAGGCCAGGCCCCUGGCCAGAGCGAACUCUCGCAGCACCCAUUCCUUACGUCCUCGGUCUUCACCUGCAGUUUCGUUGUAAUAUCAACAUGGUGGAGCACGGGACCAAGGUUGGGGCGCUGCCUGUAGGGAGUGUCGACGAAAGCGAUCAGAAGAGUUAUAUACUGGAUCCACUAGACAAAGAAGAGCUAGAAGUCCUCGACAAGGUCACAAACGAAACCGUUGAUUUCCGUGGCAGACCAGCUAUCAGAUCCAAGAGUGGCAAUUGGAAGGCCUGCUUUCUGAUUUUUGGUACUGAAGUCUGCGAAAGGAUGGCAUUUUAUUCAAUCUCAGCUAAUCUGAGCAUGCAUCUUCAGGAGGCACUGCAUGAAGAUGUAUCAGUUUCUGCGAGGAAUGUCAAUAAUUGGGUUGGCACGACAUUUCUCACACCCUUGUUAGGAGCUUUUGUAGCUGACUCCUUCGCAGGACGUUAUUGGACAAUUGCAUCGUUCUCCUGCGGUUAUUUUGUGGCGCUUGCAUUGGUUGUCAUGUCUGUAACUUUGCCGACUCUGAAGCCGCAGUCUUGUGACGUCCUUUAUGAUGAAAAGUGCGCUAAUCCGACUUCACUUCAAGUAGGCUUCUUCUACAUGUCCUUAUACCUGAUGGCCCUGGGAGCCGGAGGAAUCAAAUCCUGUGUCGCAGGCUUUGCCGGUGAUCAGUUUGACGACGGGGACAAGAAGGAAGCCAAGCGCAAGAUGUCUUUCAUGAACUGGUGGUUUGUGAGUAUAAGCUUUGGAACCAUGUGUUCUGUCAGCUUCUUGGUUUACAUCCAGAUCGCUGUGGGGUUGGAAUACGGAUGGGGGAUUCCUGCGCUUAUCUCUGCCUUCACGACCACAGCUUUCCUUCUGGGUACUCCAUUGUAUCGCCACCGAAAGCCGACCGGCAGUCCUUUUGCUCGAGUCGCGCAGGUCAUCGUUGCUGCUGCCCGCAAGUACUCUGUUCAGCUGCCUCAUGAUGACGACUUACUCUACGAGAUUGAUGACAAGGAGGCACUUGAUCCUGCCAACCGCAAACUUCCUCACACCCAGGAUUUCACAUUUCUGGACAAAGCAGCGGUACCAGGAGCAGAAGUGAUGAUCUACAACUGCAAAGGUGCGCGACCAGAUCCGUGGAAGCUGUGCACUGUGACGCAGGUGGAGGAAGUCAAACUCCUAAUCCGCUUGCUUCCAAUCUGGAUCACGAAUCUCAUGUUCUCAGCUGUAUUUGCCCAGGUCGGGACUCUAUUUCUGAACCAGGGCUCCACCAUGAACAGAAAGAUUGAGACCAUUGGCUUUCAGAUACCUGCUGCAUCAUUCCCACUAUUCGUCACAUUCACAAUCUGCUCGUUGCUCCCACUGUAUGAUAAGUUUUUCGUUCCAUUCAUGCGGAGAUUCACGGGUGAAGAGAGGGGCAUAUCCUUGCUGCAAAGAAUUGGAGUCGGCCAGGUCGUGUCCACUUUGUCGAUAACAGUCGCUGCGUGUGUGGAGAUGAAGCGUAUGGCUGUUGCGAAGAGGUAUAUAUUUGAGAAUGGCAUCAUAAUGGACCAUUCCAAGGGCUCUGGUGCUACUUUAGAUCUUCCGAUGUCAAUCUUCUGGCUCACUCCUCAGUACAUGUUGACGGGAGCAAGUGAGGUGUUCAUUUCUGUGGGCCAAAUGGAGUUUUUCUAUAGCCAGGUCCCGGAUUCUAUGAGAAGUGUGGGAGCUGCUCUCUAUCUGAGCACUGUUGCUGUCGGGAGUUUCGUGAGCAGCUUGCUCGUGACAGUAGUCACCAAGUUGACUAUGAAUUCGAAUGGUGGUUGGAUCGGCAACGAUCUCACACGGAGCCACAUCGACUACUUCUACUGGCUUCUUGCAACCUUAAGCCUUCUGAACUUCAGCAUCUACAUCGCUUGUGCCAGAUGGUAUAAGUACAAAACGAUCCCAGGCAGGUCCACAUCUACCUUCACCUCACCCGAAGUCAUUUCUCCUGAUGUCACCUUCCAUCCUAUCAAGCCCCUCCUCCACCCACCACCACCACCAACAACAACAACAACUCAUCACGGCAAUGACAGUGCGCAGAUAAAACAGCUUCCUGACCCUCCUGCUCACAGGAAUGGCCACCACAAUGGCAAUGAGCAGAUGUAGCACUUCCCUCGUACUCCUCACUGUCAUGGAAACGGUCACAUUGAUCACUGAAAGGGUGCUGCGACACACCUCCCUCCCCAUCCUUAGAAAGAGACACCAUCCAACAUCAGCUUGAAUUCAUACACGACCCCAAGACAUGCAGUCGAAGAUCAGCGGCAGAGACAAAGAGCACUUCUUUGAGCAGUGGGGUGUGCAAGAAACACAGAAGUUUGACUGACAGAUUCGUUUCAGUUCAUAGAAAGAUUUGAUUCUGCUAGUUUAGGACUAUCCUCUAAAUAAUAAUUUAUCUUGCCGAGUGACUCAACCUACUUGACUUUCAGACCUGCAACUCCGGGAGUGUACAGCUGCAGGGGACGGAGGGAACGGGACGGUGGAUUACAAAUUUCACUAGUUAGAAUAGCUGAAUAGUUUACUUAAGACGCAUUCCGGGAGGCAUUAGUUCUGUUUCAUGGACUUUGUGGUUUUGCAAUGUCUUAAAGGCGCAAAUUCAGUAGUAAAGUAUUUUUGUUAAACGUCC